UCCUUGCGGCGUGCGGCCCCGCUACACUUGGUUAAUUGCAGCAAUAGGGUGACGGCUGAUUACUGUUACUAACGAUUUCCGUUAAAAAGUCGGGUCCAGUUCCAGUUUCGAAAUCGAGUAACCAUGAUGGUCCCGAGGUCCUUUUUCUACUCUCGCAAACAACCUAUAUCCCCAACCUCCGUACCGAUCUCGACGACUAAGGGAUCUACACCUAAGCGGAAGGAUGAUCUGUCUACGAAGAAAGACGUCACCCCUAUCAAGCCUACCAAUAUUAGAACUCCGCCGAGGGACCUUGACAUGGCUAAGAAGAAGGGUCUACAGUCGGACAGGCUAUCUCCGCAAAGCCGUAGUCCGCCAAGUGCUACCAUGACCAACGCUGUCGCGCGACCAAAUACUCCUUCCAGCGCCGUACAGAUCCCCAUAAAAUCGAAGCAAGAUGCUGCACAUGCACAUAGACUGCGAUCUCAUGCGCAUGCGCCGCGAAAGCUUUCUCCGAGACAACCUCGCGAGGCGCAUUCUCCCGAUGCCAUCCCUCCGUCGGUGGCUGCAUUACUCGCCAUAACUAGCAUUCCUCCACCUAACCGGCGUAUGAGGUCACGACAACAGUCUAGGGAGUCGUCCAGGGAUUCGCGGAUGACCGUGGAUUCUAUCGUAACUCGAUCACAGGUAUCCGAAAAGGCACUAAGCCAGGAGCUCAGCGAGGAAUUUGCUCGAGAUUUGAGCGAUGGAAGUAUCGCAUCUUACGAUCGCAGCCCGAUGGAUGUAUUACUCAGCCCACCCGAUGAACUUGACGAGGAUGAAGCAUCCAUAAACAGCGACAGCGCCUUUACGUCGGUUCUUUCGACCCGCGCGGCAUCGUUUGAAAGUGUACCGUCAUUAGGGGAUUCAUUUGGCACCAGUUUUGUUCCUUCUAUCGACUCUCCUAUCACACCACGAGGGAGAAGAAUACGUCCACCAAGACGUUCACUGGAGCCGAUUUCCUCGCCACCUGGAAAACACCCGGAACACCCGCUAUCUAUUAAGAGCAAUGCGGAGAUUGAUCAACUCGAUUUCAGGGUCUUCGAUUCAAAGUCGGGGCCCGCUGAGCAAAAACAGGCUACGGGGCUGGCGCCUCUUAAAUCUGUCUUUAAAUCGAAUUUGACAGCGUCUCUCCGUGCAUUGCGCUCGGCGGCUCGAUCUUUGUCUAGUUUUACCGCUUCAUCGAUACCUCCCGAUGACUUUCUCACCAGAUCUAUACUCACAAUUGAUCCACGGGUCCCAUUCACCGAUGAAAGAAUGCCCCCUGUUAUGGAAGAGCCUAGCGAAGCAAUGCGUCGUUACUUAAAUCCGACGAGUAAUCUACGUCCCGAUUCACGUGUUCGGCCACCAACUCGCAGCUACACGGCUUCUAUUCAAAUGCAAACCUAUAAGAUCCAAAGGUCGAGGAGUGCCCCCGCAUCUAGCCGUUCAGGUGGCCAAGCAGGCAAUUCCAAAUCCCCAGCCGCCCUCGUAUUUCCGCCAGGCCCUCGACAGCGAGAGAUACGUGAGAACUCAGACUUCAUUCGCAUUGCUGUCCUCGAACACCUGAUGCGCAAACGCGGGAAAUUAGAUGACCAACGUGAAGGACAUGCGCGUUGGCUCCUACCGCCAAGAAAGUCCACGUCAAAACCUUACGAGAUUGGACCUGAUGGUAUUCCUGCUCGGUGGGUUGCUAUCUCACAGGAUACCAUUUGAGUUGAGGAAAAGCGAUCUUCGUUGAUUGCCCUCGCAGCCUCAUUGCGAUCAACAAGGAUGCAGGACCUAUGACUACUUUUGGAGGGGUCUAGAGAUGGCUGAGAAGCAAAUGUGGAUAUUCAACAUUGUGGGUUACCUAUGUCAUCCAACGAACAUUUUCAGGCUCGAAGCAGAGGAAUACGUGGAUCGCAGGCUUCGUCCCACACGCUACGUCAACCACGACUACCGAGAAACC
This is a messenger RNA of Annulohypoxylon maeteangense, 1948 nucleotides long. RefSeq lists its product as uncharacterized. The transcript has a single exon. The record is from RefSeq and is a predicted model, not a curated record. NCBI's taxonomy places the organism in Eukaryota, Fungi, Ascomycota, Sordariomycetes, Xylariales, Hypoxylaceae. Bases 124 to 1713 code for a protein of 529 amino acids.